UUGAUGCAACUUUGAGAAAAACUACCUCCAAAACGUUUUCUGAAUGUUAUUCACAUUUAAUAGUUUAUUUUCGUGAUUUUAUGAGAUAUUAAUUGACACCAAGUGCAGUCAAAAUGCUGGCGCUGCAGGGAUACGGCAGUAGUGACGAUAAUAGUGGCCCCGAGGAUGAUAUUCCACCAAUUAAAGCCCAGAUUGAGGUUAAGAAUGGGAGUAAGCCACGUAAAAACUCUCCUGAAGCACCAAUUAUUCCAAUUAACAAACCAGUGACGACUCUUCCGCUCCAGAUUUGUGCUGCACCCGAAGUUGUGCCCACUGGCACAGAACUGUGUGUUCACCACGUGGAUUCAACAGCAGUUGAGAUCAAACACAAUCCCAAGUUCGAGGAAUUGUUUGCCCCUGAUGUUGGCCCUGAGAACCCUUUCAGGACUCAACAGCAGCGUGCUACCAAGAAUAUGCUGUCGGGAUUCGUGGAAAAGGCGCAUAUCAGUGAAUUUCAGUUUGAGAAUCAGAGGAGAACGUUCCAAAGUUAUGGCUACGCUCUGGACCCAACAGUGGACGGCACCUCAGAAGAAGGAAAGACAAUGAUAGGAGCCACCGAGGCAGCAGAAGGCACCGGUGGCAAGACAGUAUUCGAAACAACAGCACUCCGUGAAGCAGACAAACGAAAGCGACGUCGUAACAACAAUCCAGACGACAUCGAGGGUUUCCUGGGGCCCUGGGGUGGCUACAUAGACGAGCAGCGAGUGUCCAAGCCCACUGACGAGGAGGCCUCCGAGCUGGAGGAGAUCCUCGCCAAGCGCAACAAACGUGGAAAGCAAGUGGAGGAGAAACCCCUCGAGGAGAAGACAGUCCUCCACAUAAAGGACCCAGUGGACUACCAGGGCCGAUCGUUCCUCCACCCCCCUCAGGACGUCGGUGUGAACCUGCGCUCGGAGUCCCCCCCAGAGCGCUGUUUCCUCCCGAAAUCCCAGAUCCACACGUGGGAGGGGCACACAAAAGGCAUCUCCCAGAUCAAAUGGUUCCCCAAGACUGCGCAUUUGCUGUUGUCCUGCAGCAUGGACUGCAGAGUUAAACUCUGGGAGGUAUACAAGGAGCGAAGGUGUGUCAGGACUUAUUAUGGCCAUCGGCAGGCUGUUCGAGACAUAAGCUUCGAUAACGAUGGGAAGAGGUUCCUCUCCGCUGGGUACGAUCGCUACGUCAAGCUCUGGGACACUGAGACUGGCGCCUGCAUCUCUCGAUUCACCAGCAGAAAAAUUCCCUAUUGUGUCAAGUUCAAUCCUGACUCGGACAAGCAGCAUCUUUUCGUUGCUGGCACCAGCGAUAAGAAGAUCAUCUGCUGGGACACGAGAUCGGGGGAGAUCACUCAGGAGUACGAUCGACAUCUGGGGGCUGUCAACUCCAUAACUUUUGUGGAUGAGAACAGAAGGUUCGUCACGACCUCCGAUGACAAGAGUCUCAGGGUCUGGGAGUGGGACAUACCUGUGGACAUGAAGUACAUCGCCGAUCCCACCAUGCACUCGAUGCCGGCUGUCACUCCCUCGCCCAAUCAGAAGUGGCUGGCUUGCCAGAGCAUGGAUAAUAAGAUUGUCAUUUUCUCGGCGCUGAACAGGUUCAAGAUGAACAGGAAGAAGACGUUCACUGGGCAUAUGGUGGCUGGGUAUGCCUGUGGACUGGACUUCUCACCUGAUAUGAGCUAUUUGGUAUCUGGGGAUGCUGAUGGCAAGGCCUACUGCUGGGACUGGAAGACCACCAAACUUUAUAAGAAGUGGAAGGCACAUGAUGGGGUUUGUAUCUCGGUUUUGUGGCAUCCUCAUGAACCUUCCAGGCUGGCUACUGCUGGCUGGGAUGGCAAGAUCAAGUACUGGGAUUAGAUCUUUAAUGGGAUUAUACUGUAUAUAGCUUUGUGUACAUAAGUGUGUGCUGUUAAAUGAAGGAGGGACAGGAAGUAUUUUGUAUUGAUGACUGGGUGAAUAAAAAAUUAUUCAGAAUUCGAGA
This is a messenger RNA of Diachasma alloeum, 1995 nucleotides long. RefSeq names its product pre-mRNA-processing factor 17. Bases 114 to 1871 code for a protein of 585 amino acids. Gene Ontology annotation, cellular component: catalytic step 2 spliceosome. The record is from RefSeq and is a predicted model, not a curated record. Gene Ontology annotation, molecular function: mRNA binding; protein binding. Gene Ontology annotation, biological process: mRNA splicing, via spliceosome. The transcript has 3 exons. NCBI's taxonomy places the organism in Eukaryota, Metazoa, Arthropoda, Insecta, Hymenoptera, Braconidae.